This is a messenger RNA of Suncus etruscus (white-toothed pygmy shrew), 2723 nucleotides long. RefSeq names its product fibromodulin (gene FMOD). Lineage: Eukaryota; Metazoa; Chordata; Mammalia; Eulipotyphla; Soricidae. The record is from RefSeq and is a predicted model, not a curated record. Gene Ontology annotation, molecular function: protein binding.
CGGACUCUGGCCUGGCACCGGCCAGCACACUCAUUCCAGCACUCCUCACACACUUGCCCAGCACCGGAGCCCAGACAGAGGAACGUGGUCACUCAGAAAGGUUCCACUCCAGGAAAACAAGAUGCAGUGGGUCCCCCUCCUGCUGCUGGCAGGGCUCUGCUCCCUCUCGCAGGCCCAGUAUGACGAAGACCCUCACUGGUGGUUCCACUACCUCCGGAGCCAGCAGUCCACAUACUACGACCUCUACGAGCCCUACGAGCCCAAUGAGCCCUACCCUUACGGAGUGGAGGAAGGCCCAGCCUAUGCCUAUGGCUCUCCACCCCAGCCAGACCCCCGCGACUGCCCCCAGGAGUGCGACUGUCCUCCCAACUUCCCCACAGCCAUGUAUUGUGACAAUCGCAACCUCAAAUACCUGCCCUUUGUUCCAUCCCGCAUGAAGUAUGUCUAUUUCCAGAACAACCAGAUUGCUUCCAUCCAGGAGGGUGUCUUCGACAACGCCACUGGGCUGCUUUGGGUGGCACUGCAUGGCAACCAGAUCACUAGUGACAAGGUGGGCCGCAAGGUCUUUUCCAAGCUCAGGCACCUGGAGAGGCUCUACCUGGACCACAACAACCUGACCCGCAUGCCUGGGCCACUGCCCCGCUCCCUGAAGGAGCUGCAUCUGGAUCACAACCAGAUCUCCAGGGUCCCCAACAAUGCCCUUGGAGGGGCUGGAGAACCUCACGGCCCCUGUACCUCCCAACACAAUGAGAUUCAGGAAGUGGGUGGUGCCCCGGGUCUCCACUCACUCAUCCUGCUGGACCUGAGUUACAACCACCUGCGGCGGGUGCCCGACGGGCUGCCCUCGGCUCUCGAACAGCUGUACCUGGAACACAACAAUGUCUAUUCAGUCCCCGACAGCUACUUCCGGGGCUCCCCCAAGCUGUUGUAUGUGCGGCUGUCCCACAACAGCCUCACCAACAAUGGCCUGGCUUCCAACACCUUCAACUCCAGCAGCCUCCUAGAGCUAGACCUGUCCUACAAUCAGCUGCAGAAGAUCCCCCCGGUCAACACCAACCUGGAGAACCUCUACCUGCAGGGCAACCGCAUCAACGAAUUCUCCAUCAGCAGUUUCUGCAGCGUGGUGGAUGUCAUGAACUUCUCCAAGCUGCAGGUGCUGCGUCUGGACGGGAACGAGAUCAAUCGCAGUGCGGUGCCGGUGGACGCACCCCUCUGCCUGCGCCUGGCCAGCCUCAUCGAGAUCUGAGCUCCAAGCAACAGCGCUGGCUCCCGGCUGGGCACUGGGGAGACCCGGGCCCCACUGCAUUUGGCUUGAUGGUUUGGUUUGGCUUUUGCUGGAAUGUCUGGGACUGAUGGUGAAGCAUGAUGGCUCCAUAAACUCCCUCAAUCAUCUCCUUCCCUGCUGCAGAGUCCGGUGGACUCAGGGCUCAGGCUGCCUUGGGGGGGGCAGGGGCAUGGACACGGGAAAUCUAGCUCUUCCAGGACAGAAGUAGUGGCCAAGACAGUAAUCAGGAAGGCCCAGCCCCAAACAUUUCAUGCCCUUUAGUCCUUGCCACUGAUGUUAGGAAACUAACUAAUGGUCCCAGAGCAGUAGAACAUCCGUGUCCUCUUUCAGUGACCCUGGGUUCUCAGAGCUAUCUCUGGCCCAACCACCAUACCCUAAAUUAGCCUCCACCCUUGACCUGGCCCCACAGACUCUCUAUGCCAUGAGCAGAGGCAGGAGGACCCCCCCCCAAGAGAGCCCCUGCCUGUGUCUGAGGUCCCUCCCAAACUCACGCAGAGAAUGCGCCAGCUGGUGGCCCUGAUAGUACUAUCUGAGGGCAUGUCUGAGGCUAUAUCUGAGGGCAGAGGCCAGCACCUUAGCCUUGAAUCAAGUGUGGUGCCUUGUCUUAGCAUCAGGCACAUCUCUGAGCAUGGGUCAGAUUUCCAAAGAGUGAACCUGCCUUCCUUUCUAUCCCAGGGGCAAACACUAUCCACAUUGAUGGGGCUAAGGAAACCAGUUCUUCUCUUCCCACCCAGCCUCUGCCAACUGGAGCCUCACAGGGCAAGAACCACAUGCUUCUCAAAGCAGAGGGAAGCUCCUCUUUCUCCUCUUAUCCAAACCCGAAGUUCCUGUCUGGUUGGACCCAGGCUCUCAUAGCUCUCAUCAGGGGUGGGCUGUGGCUCAUCUCUAGAAAUCAGUGGCUCACAAGGCCAUGUCUGAGUAUGGCCGUUCAGCUGCAGGUUCUCUGAGUCUAGGAAGCUCAGCAAGAAACCCUCCAUUAGCACAUGUCUGAAUGGCCCGCUAUUUCCCAGUAGGCCUGUAGCUCUUAGCAUGUCAGAAAAGCAAAGCUCUCUUCCCAUUACUGACCCAUCUACCCUACUGGAGACCCCUGGAAUAAUAAAGCCAUCUGGGCAGCUGAGGCAGGGGCUAGAGAGGACUUUGUCCUUGACUGGCCCCUGCCUAAUGGCUGUGAUGUCCUCAUUCUGUGUAUGCUUAGAAGUGGCUUCUCUUGGACAUAAAGCAGGGACAGGGGGUCCUUGAACUAUGUUCUUGACUCCAGACUCUGAAAUUCACAAAAGCCAAACCAGCUCAUUCUACAAAGGAGCUCUGCUGUAGGGUGGGGUGGGGGAGGGCAAAAAGCAUUGCAUGUGAACCCCAUCAUGCCUCAAUACAGGAACCAUAUUACAGGAAAAGCAUGUGUGGUGGCUGACCUGACAAUAAAGUUGUUUUGCCAUUGCAA